CAGAACCAAUUAUGUCAUGGAACAAACAAGGGUUCUUAAGAAUAGAUGCUUCUUCAGACCUUUUGGUGUAAAUAAAGAAAGUAGUUAUGUCAUGUUGCAGAAUCAAUUGAAGCACUGACUUGGAGCCUAUUCAAAACUUUGUCACCCUGCAACUGUACAUGGAAGAACUAGAAGCCCCUUUACUAGCCACAAAAGGUCUAUGAAAGAGUUCAAUCUUCUGCCUUGACCACCACCUUAACAAGUCAGAUGUUCCUGUGCUCAUACUUGGGGCUACAGCUGCUACAAUCAUUCAUGGUGAUAUAUGAGGAAGUAAGCCAAGUUGCUAAUGAUGCAGAUGAAAUUAUAUGAACGAUUCCUUCAGACAAUUCCUCUACAGACAAUGCAGUAGACUGACAUCAACACAAACCUGAUGCAGCAGCCAACAAAGCAACAAACUGAGCAGUGCCACAAUUUGAAGCUUGCUCGAGAUAAGAUGACAUCAAGGGAUUGUAGAUUAUCAAAAUUGUAUCAUUAUCAAUGUUGGUACAGUUUCCGGUAUGGUGACGUGUCGCCUGUUGAUUCGCUCUAUUAAGAAAUAAGUUUUACUUUCCAAGACCUGUUAGAAAUGAAAAAAUUGAGAAGAUAGGGGAAAGGAUGACACAAAGAUUUAAGUGGUUCCCCAAACUGAGGUACAUCCACUGUAGGAGACGUAGAGAAAAUUCACUAUCAAGUAGUUACAAGGGGGAAAUCACUCGUAGCCCAAAGCCCCGAUACACCCUGAUUUCCCUUACUUAUGUCUUGUUGUACGACAAGUCAAGAAGAGAAAACCUCUCUUUCUUUGCCUCUGUACCAUACACCAAGAAGGAUGAACUCCUUUCUUUCUCUCUUUCUCUCUCUCUCUCUGUGCCUCUGUAUUUCUGUAUUGUUCUUCGUAUAUUCGUCUAUUCUCUUCUCUUUUUUUUUUGUACCUGGUGCAAUGAUCUUUAUUUAUAGGCCGGGCUCCUGGCCUUUCCAUACUUGCUGCCUUCCUCGAUUUCUUCAUGCUCCGCCCCUUAGGAGUUUGAUUCCUCGCUUAGUUUAAUCUGUUGGGACACGCCUUUCUUGUCUCUGCUGCCUGUCUUCUAGCCCUUUAAUAUUUGUUUUUGUUAUAUCAUCAAGUGGAAGGAAUGUAUGGAGAUUAUUUAAUGCUGAGUGGAGAUAUGAUGAGUGGAAUGGUGUUGGUCGAAAAGUGCAAAGUGAUGGAAGGAAUGAGUGGAUGGUUAUUUUAUGAUUGAGUGGGAUUAUUUAUGCAUGUGCUAUCCAAACCAAUGAAGAAAGUGCUGCCAGGUGCGGGGGAAAGUGCUGCCAGGUUUGGAGGAAAGUGCUGCCAGGUUUGGAGGAAAGUGCUGCCCAUGCUGUCUUGAUGUUGUUGUCCAGCAGAGUUUCUCCAAAAUCAUCCACUAGCAUUUGUUUAAUGCUGAACCCCACCUCAAUCGUUAAAUAACUACCUUAUCCCAUUAAUCAUGGAAUUCUGUCCUUAUUGUACUCUGAAACAUCUGCGGCAAACCUUCAACCAGACCCCGAGAUGAUGAUGUCCGAGACGUAAUAACUUCUCGGGAUAUCGUCGCACCAUAACGGAGUUAUAAAAGGCCGAGGGGUUAUUGUACCGACUUGUUGUUAUCUCCGAGGCGAUGUUACUCCGAGACUCAAAUACCCGAGAUGUGCUCACUCCAUUCAGAUUAGGAGAUCUCGGGAUGUUCUUCAUACCGCAACCUGGAGUGUUAAGAUCGUUAUACCUCCGAGAUGUAUUUACACCGAGACAUCGUUAUACCUCCGAGAUGUAUUUACACCUAGGCAGUCUUUUCUUUGUUGGCUGUAAUAAAUGUCCGAGACAUAGCUCCGAGAUGUUUCCGAAUCCACGUGUCUCUAGGGUUGAUUUUAUCCCUAACAGUUACCCCCCUAAUUCUCUGAUUUCGGAAAUAAACGGAAAUUAGGGAAUUAUUCUUCGGCUGCCAGUCUGUACUCGAUACUGUGAAGGGCGCGUCUUUUCAACAGUUCAAAAUUUGAAUUUGACCGCUUCUUUUCCCAAUGACGACGUCAGCUCUGUACAGCCGCCUUUUUGUCAUCAUUAAAUGGUAUUGUCGAGGCAGUGCAUUUAAUGCUGGAAUUACGGAAGGUGCGUCUUUUCACCUUCGGAAAUUUUGAAUCGACACCGCCUUUUGGGAUCUCAGACACGUAUGGGUGGAGAUAUUUAAAGUUAGAAUAUUUUACUAUUCAUUCCUCAUCACUUAUCUGUUUCUUUCGAUCUUCAUUGUCUUCUUCCUCCUCAACUUUUUCCUUUCUCUGUAUUUCCUGUUUCCACUCUUCUUCUUUCUUCCAUGGCUCCCAAGAAAGCUGUCCAGACUGCUCCUGCCACAUCUCGGGCUCGAACAAAGAGAUCCGAUGGCUCUGUAGAUCUCUCUCCUCUGGAGAGCAGAGUCGACUCCAUUAUUUUCGCGAAGCAUGAGAGUGUUCUUCGCUCGAACUACGAAAUUUCUCCAGCAGUAAAACUGUUUUAUCAGGCGCCAGGAACCAGGGUUAUUGACGGUGGCGACGUCACCCUAUACGAGAGGAUGUUUCUGGCUGGUCUCCGAUUGCCGUUUCCGGAGAUUGCUCGAGACUUCGUUCUUUUUCUGAUGAUCGCGCCCAGUCAGAUAAUGCCAAAUGCUUGGCGGUACCUGUUCGCCUCUUACAUCCUGUGGAGGCUUGUGUUGAAGAAGGAGAUGAACAUCUUGCAAUUCUUCAACAUCUAUAGGCCGAGUCAGACUGCAGAGGGAAUGAUUGAACUCUGCGUUCGUCACCCGCCUGUCUUCAUCAAGCUCAAGAGUGGGCUGACGAACAACAAGUUCUGGGAGAUGCAGUUUUUCAGAGUUUCCGGGGAGUGGGAAUGCCCCGAAGGUACUCUCCUUCCUGAAGACCGUAUAAUGCCUCGGACUUGGCAGUUGCUGCGAUCUGACCGAAGUGACCCCCCUUCACUCACUGUAUCCGAACUGGAGGAUGUUAAGGAGAUAAGUGGGUGGUCCGCUGCCAGAGUCAAGGCCGACAAGUUUGAAGAAGUUGAUUUCGACAAUCUCGUCACCGAGGAGAAUCUGAGGCAGUUUCUCGGAUAUGACAUUCCGAGAGACAAACAAUUAAUUACCAAGAGGGGAGCUGUCAAGAAGAGGAAUGACGCCCCUCCAUCUCCGAGGCCUACUACUAAGAAGAGGUCGACUAAAAAUUCCGAGGAAGUUCUCGGGGAUACUCCAGCGCAAAAGAAACAGAAGAUCCCUUUGACUGCCUCGGGUGCAAGGAGGACUCCUCCUUCGGUUCCAUCACCUAGGGUGAACGCUGAAGAGGGGUCUGCCAGCUUUCGGGGUUUCAUCCCCGAGGUUAGCCCUUCUCCUUCCUUUGUUCCACGGGAUGAAUCUGGUUCCGAGGCUUCGUUCCAUGGUGAACAAUGUGCGGAACCCGAGAGGUCUGGAGAAGGAGAGGGAAAUGUACCUGAGACCCGAGACAUCCCAGUCGCGCGUAGGGUGAAGCAUCCGGCCAGGAAGCGGAAGCUCACUGCCCAGGACCGAAUGGCUCAAAGACUUGCGGACGCCGAGCGGAUGUGGGGUAAAGCGGUUAUAAUACCCUCCGACGCCGAGGAAGUGCGCCAAGAGAGUGAUGAAUCUCUUGAAGAGAUGGGAGAGGAAGUUGGCACCCCCCGAGCUGAGCCUCUGGCUGAAGAAUCUGAAGUAGAAGGUAUUCCCCGAACUCCUUCUUCGGAGCGUCCAGAAACACCACCACUUCCCGAGGAAGACCUUGGAACGGGGCCUACCACCCCCCUAGCGUCUGUGGAACUUGGAGCUCAUGCUGGGGUGCCCGAGGCUGAAAAUGUCGAAGAGCCUUGCCCCUCUCGGGAAGUGGUUGAUCAGGAGGUGCCGGGCUCUGCUCCUGAAACUCAAAGUUCCGGUCAACCCGAAACAACUCCCCACGUCGGAGUGGCUGAGGAGUCUCGGAUCGACUCCGAGAACGUUAUUCCUGAAGCUGGCGUGCUUCCCGAGACUUCUACUAGGAGCGAGUCUCGUGCUGAGGCCAGCCCAAGUGCCGGGGCUGUACCUCAAGUGGGUCCUAGCUCUUCCUCCAGGGUCUCGGCCGGCUUCGAGAUUUUGGGCAGGGGUCUUCUGGGUCAUCCGAUGGAGGCCAUCAAGAACUUAAUCCCCGAGGGAUACCUGGGGAAUGCAGGGGCGUCUUCUCCCGAGAAGAUCGCUCAAGGCAUUCUCAUCUCUCAUUAUCAGCUUCUUGUGAAGAUGACUGCCCUCUGGCAGAAGUAUGAGAAUCAUCCUGCGCCUCCGACUACUCCUUCCCCCGAAGUGCUGGCCCGUAUCUCGGGUUUAGAGAAUGAAGUUGCGACGCUGAAGUCUCUUCUUCAGUCCAAGGACGAGGAACUCGCCUCCAGGGACUCUAUCAUAUCCGAGAUGCGUUCUGCUAACGCUCGUUUGAGGAAUGAAGUACUGGAGGCCAACGAUCGGUAUAACCGCUCGGUUGCAAGUCUUUCUACCGAGUUGGAUCGUGCAGACCAACUCUCCAUCCGCUUGUCGGCCGUACAGAACGAAUGCUCCGAGGCAUGCAAAAAUGCUCUGAAUGCAGAAGCUGAGAAGGACAAGCUUAAAGACGAAGUUGAAAGACUUACAGCCGAGAGGGAUAAAGCUGUCAAGGCGCAGGAUCAUUCGGAGAGUCUCUCGAUUCGGCUCAGGACCAGAUAUGACGCAGAUCGGGCGAAGCUCAAGCGUUAUCUGAAGCAGUUGAGCUAUGCACCACAUCUUCGGGAUCAUAGUUGGUGUCGGGGUUGUCAUUGGGGUUUCGAAAAUUUUCGAACUUUGGUGACAAAUCUCCAGUACAAAUUUGAUCCCAAGACUGUUGAUCCGAGUCUGGUGGGUUUUCCCGAAGAAGCCAUCCAGGAGAUGGAGGAGUUCGGGAAGGACUUCAUGCCCGACGUCCCGAAUUGGGGUCUUGACGCACCAACUCCUGAAGACGACCCUCUGGACGAUCCUGCCGGCUAG
Messenger RNA from Alnus glutinosa, 5021 nucleotides. RefSeq lists its product as uncharacterized. Bases 2337 to 5021 code for a protein of 894 amino acids. NCBI's taxonomy places the organism in Eukaryota, Viridiplantae, Streptophyta, Magnoliopsida, Fagales, Betulaceae. The transcript has 5 exons. The record is from RefSeq and is a predicted model, not a curated record.